GAGAAGAGGCGGGGGAGCCGAGGCUGGCAACCCUGCCCCAAACUGCCAAAGUCCUACUUUGUCAUUGGGUGGCUGUGACAGAGAGAGGGAGCCAAGAGAGACAUAGAAGAGGAAUAGACUACGAUUGGAUGAUACUGAUUGUGCAAAAAAAGGCUAAAGCAGCUUGGGAGUAUUCCUCCUUGCCAUGGGCCCUUGGGGGUUGCUCAAGAAGAAGAGCUCAGAGGGCACAUGAAGAAACAGCGACACGAGAAGAGGCGAGUGACAAGAAGCAACGAAGGAAAACAAAGCUUUCAGAACUGACAGCGCAUGAGAGCUACCCAGGCGAAACCCUCUUCAGCGUCCCAGUGCCUCAGCUGAGAGAGAGAGAGAGAGAGAAAGAGAGAGAGGGAGAGAGACAGCGGUCAACGACUCAUUCAUCAAUCCACCAGUCCAUCCGUCAUCAUCAUCUGUCCAGCCAAGAGGUUAAAGGCUAAAGGAAGAUGAAGAGACCUCACGACUACAGCUCCCCGGACUCGGACACAGACGAGUUCAUCGACGUGGGGCAAGAAGACAGCUACUGCCCCGUCACCGGGUCCAUGUCUCCAGGCAGUGCCUCGCAGAUCCUGGCUCGGAAGAAGAGAAGAGGGAUCAUAGAGAAAAGGCGCCGAGACCGGAUCAACCACAGCCUGUCGGAGCUGCGGAGACUGGUGCCAAGUGCUUUUGAGAAACAGGGCUCCUCUAAAUUGGAAAAAGCUGAAAUUCUGCAAAUGACAGUGGACCACCUCAAACUGUUACACGCUAUGGGGGGGAAAGGGUACUUUGAUGCAAGAGCUCUGGCUGUUGACUACAGGACCCUGGGCUUCAGGGAGUGCGUUGGAGAGGUUGUACGGUACCUAAGCUCACUGGAGGGGGAGUCUCCGGACCCUAUAGGAGCCCGCCUUGUUUCCCACCUCUCGCACUGUGCCAGUGAGCUGGACCCUCUCCUGCUCCAGUCACCCCCUGCGUCUGCCCUACACUUCCCUCCUUGGCCGUGGAACUCCUUCCCGUCGAUUGCCCCUGCCUCGCCUGCACCCUCGUCGCCGUCUUUCCCGAGCGGGCGAAGGGAUCUCGCGUUGCUGGGGAGCUACCCGUCAUCCGCCUCGCUGCGUCUCACGCCCCUGGCUGGCUGCCAGCAGGGCGCCCCGCCGCUCCUCGGGCCGACAUCUUUGGCCUCCAUCCACAGAGUGGCCUCCCUCCCAACAUCUUCCACUCUGGGCCCCUCCAGGCCAAACCAGCCGUCCCCUCACAGCACCACCUGUGCAUCACCUUUACCUCUCCCCACCGCUUCCUCUUCUUCACCCUCCUCCUCCUCUUCCACUCCAUCAUCCUCUGCACCUCUGCAAGUGUCCUUCCGGCCUUUUGCACCUCUGGGCUCUCCUAUAGCCCAGCGCAGGAGCCUCACUGGUGCAAGCAAGGCGGCGCAGGGGUGGGGGACUGAGAUCGGAGCGUUUUGAAGGUCGUCUCUAACAAACAAACUCUGUAAAGUGGACACGGACCUUUCAUUUGCACCAUGUAGCAAAUACUUGCGAGAGUUGUCUCUUUUAAGGGACUCUAAAAGCCAUAUGAGAUGACGAGUGAAGUUUUAGAUUCUUACAAUCAUUUAUGAAGGAAUGUGAAGGAAAUGCUUAGUUGUAUCCAUGUUCUUGUCUGACAAAAACACAAACAGUGUCCUGCAGAGCCAUAUAUAUGAAACAAAAAGGUUCAGGUUGUGUUUUGACUGAACUUCGAGCUGUGAUGUUUCUCCUUUUUCCCCUAAAACAUUUCUACAUUUGAUUAAAUUUUUUUUCCUUUCCAGAGAAUGUUGGACAAAACCCUCCAUAAAGUUUAAGUGCCUUCACCCUCUGUGUGUGUUUCUGCUUUCUCUCACUGACUACAUGAGUAAUAGCCAGCGUGUUUUUGCAGCUGUCAACACAACAGAGCAAAGGAAUGGCGGAGACAGGGAGCUCUGCUCCUCUUUUAUCCAUAUCUGUCACGUCUGAAAACGCCGCCAACAUGUUCCCCAGCCGUAACCCCCUUUGAGCAUGUAAGCUGUCUCCAGCCAGGGCUUGUGGGAGCUGUGGUCUUGCGGCAGCGGAGGAUAAACAUGGUGGGAGAUGGUGAUGUUUUUGGGAUGCCGCGGUGAGGCAAACAGACCCAUCACUGUGCCCUCUAAUUGGCGCUCCCCUGUAAUUAAAUUCGCCCUCAUAUCAGCCAAUGCAUCCCCCUCCGCCUUCUCUGUUGUUUCCCUGCCAUUCUUCCUCUCGAAUCUUGUGGUACACCAGCGGAUAUCUUCUCUCUCUGUUUGUCUGCGCCACUGUCUCCUCUACAAUGAACGGACAAAGGCGAGGGAGGGAUGGAGGGACGGGGAAAACAAAAGGCGCAGAUCUGAACGGCUGUGGUCGAGUGACUGAUUCAGCAUAGACGUUCAAUAACAGGGUGGCGGCGGGAGGCGGGGGAAAGGGUUAGGGGUUGAUGACAGGGGCCGUGAAGGCUUAGAUGGAAAGAAAGAGGAAUACUGUGAAUCAAAGGAGGUUGGCCAGGACACAGAGCGUGCACAACACAUCCCCGCGCGGUGAUAAAUGGCAGUUGCAAACAGUUGUUUUCUUUUGAAGAUACACAUAGCCAUGCUGUGUUUCACCAGAGCUGCACGCCGGAGGGAUGAGAGAAGGGUUUGGUGUGUGUUUAUUGCAGGCCGGCGCUUUGAUCUACUUCGGGAUGCAAUGUCUGUGGUCUGCGGUCCAAAGAAUGUGUGUGUUCCGCAAAGUGCGCACUGUUUAUGCGAGCGAGCGUGCUAGUGCGUUCUGGAGGCUCCGUCCCCUCUUGCUUUCACUGUCUUUGUGUUUCAGAGUUUUGUUUAUGUGGUGUGCAGCCCCCGUUGUGUGCUUGCGUGUGUUUGCGCGCGUGCGUGCGCGUAACGUGAGUAUUCGGAGCUUGGCGUCAGGACCCGACCGCAGUGACGGCGUGGCUCUCGUGCGAGGCCGGUCGGCGGUCAGACGGACGGUAUGAUGGUGGAAUGUUCGCGGAGAGAGCCGGCAUACAUACACAAACACGCACAACACACACACACACACAUACACACACACAUCCAGAGAUACAUAGUUAUAGACAAAAGCACAAGCUGGCUGGCACUAUUCAAUCUUCUGAGUGGAGGAGCCAGAGUCACCACCACAGCUUCCUGGAAGGACAACCACACUCACAAUGCGCUGGCGUUCUCACGGGGGAGGGGAGGCUCGGAGGGAGGAGAGAAGAAGAAGGGGAGGGGAUGUCGGGCAGAGGAAGAGGGAAGUUCUGUGCCUGUGAGGAAAGGUUUUAUGGAAGCUUAGCGAGGAAAAGAGGAGGGUUCUGUCAGAAGGUAGGAGGGCAGACGAGAAGGGAGUAAAUAAAGAAGUGACAAAAUGUUGUUUUUUUUUACUUGAAUCUUUAAAUGGUAAAUUAGACAGCUAGGUUUGCCAGCAAAUCCUUGACGAGAACUAGUUCAAGGUAGAGUUCAGUCAGGUAAAGAUGUAUGAAUUUGUUUCACCGCCUUCUUGUUGUUAACCAAGUUCACAGCUCCAGCAUGAACUACCAGAACUAGAGAGACUUUCACUUCUCUGAAUCAAAUGAAAAGUUUACACACAUCGCAUUGUCUUGAAACUUGUUACAGUUCACUUUUCCUGGUGUUAGGAUGUGUUUUAUGUUAGUUUCAGAACAUACCCACAGUUAAAAAAAAGCAUAAGUUUAUGUUUUGAUUUGUAUGAUUUUAUUAAACAUAAUGGAAUAAUGUGAAAGAUGGCAUCAUUGGUUCUUUAGCUCGGAAUGUGUUUUGCCCCCUA
Messenger RNA from Fundulus heteroclitus (mummichog), 3809 nucleotides. It is a transcript of the gene heyl, whose product is annotated as hes related family bHLH transcription factor with YRPW motif like. The coding region runs from base 480 to 1472 and encodes 330 amino acids. The record is from RefSeq and is a predicted model, not a curated record. Gene Ontology annotation, molecular function: DNA-binding transcription factor activity, RNA polymerase II-specific; RNA polymerase II cis-regulatory region sequence-specific DNA binding; protein dimerization activity. The transcript has 5 exons. Gene Ontology annotation, biological process: circulatory system development; regulation of neurogenesis; Notch signaling pathway. Lineage: Eukaryota; Metazoa; Chordata; Actinopteri; Cyprinodontiformes; Fundulidae. Gene Ontology annotation, cellular component: nucleus.